Asparagus officinalis (garden asparagus) is the source of this 429-nucleotide messenger RNA. RefSeq names its product zinc finger AN1 domain-containing stress-associated protein 15-like. NCBI's taxonomy places the organism in Eukaryota, Viridiplantae, Streptophyta, Magnoliopsida, Asparagales, Asparagaceae. The record is from RefSeq and is a predicted model, not a curated record. Gene Ontology annotation, molecular function: zinc ion binding; ubiquitin-protein transferase activity. Gene Ontology annotation, biological process: protein ubiquitination. The transcript has a single exon. The coding region runs from base 1 to 429 and encodes 142 amino acids.
AUGGCACAAGAAAGCUGUAAUCUUGACAAAGAUGAAGCUGAGAUCCUCAAACCCUCUUCUCCUCCUCCUUCUCAACCUACGACUACUUCUAUCAAUAACCCACCAUCAUCAGGAGCUUCUGCUUCUUUAUGUUUGAAAUCUCCUCAAGAAUUUUCAGCUCAAAAGCCUGAAAAGACUGCAGCUGAAAUCUCUUGUAAAGUUAAGGCUGAGAAAGAAUCUCAGCCUUCAGUUCAAUUUAGUAAUAGGUGCUCUAGUUGCAAGAGAAAGGUUGGUCUCACUGGAUUCCGGUGCCGAUGUGGUGAUUUAUUUUGUUCCCGGCACCGAUAUUCUGAGACCCAUGAUUGCUCUUUUGAUUAUAAGGCUUUGGGAAGGGAAGAGAUCUCUAAGGCUAAUCCUUUGGUUAGAGCUGCGAAAAUCAUUAAGAUUUGA